GGUAAUCAGGUCAGACAGUUAAUGCAUGCACCACGGCGUGUGUGGAUUAGACUCGAAGGAUUGUUUUAACAUAACUGCAGACUGUAAUGAGCUCAGAUUAACUCUUCUGUUUUUGCAGAAAAAGGGCAAGUCCAAGUACUCAGCGAUACGCAGACUUCUGCUAAAGACCAAAUUGCUGAAAAAAGCAGAAAACUUGCUGGUAAAAGAAAAAGAGCAGAAAGAUCUGGAAAGAGAAAAUGCCCUGCGGGAAAGUGCGCCACCCCUCAAACUCUCAGGCCUUUCUGUUCAUGAACUGCAGGAGUGUUGCAAAGAUUUGCACCAGAAGAUUGACAUUGUCGAUGAAGCCCGGUAUGACCUUAAUGUAAAAGUCACCAGAAAUGAUGAAGAGAUUGCGUCACUAACCCAAAAGAUCUAUGAACUAAAGGGGAAAACGAAGCGGCCAAACCUGAAAAGGGUGAAGAAGUCUACAGAUGCUGUUCUGGGAUCGCUCACGGACACUAGACACAUGAAAGCUGACUUCAAAGCAAACCUCAAAACAGUUAAAAAAGAAGAGGAGAAGAAAGAGGAGGUACAAGACUGGAGGAAAAACGUGGAGGCCAUGUCCGGCAUGGAGGGCAGGAAGAAGCUAUUUGAUGCCGGGCAAUAGACCAGCACUAACUCCACAACUGUGCGAAAUAUUUCCACCCCCCCAAAAAAAGGGAUUUGAAGGAUAAAGGGGCAUCUUGAUAUAAAUCUUAUCAUCUUGUUUGUUUGAAUUAUAGUCCCCCUAAACAUUAUAUGGUAAAAUUAUUCAUUUAUUUUGUCAGUCAUCUGUGACUAGCGUGCAAUAUUAAUUUGUUAUGUACUGCGAUAAACAUGUGUGAGCACUGUCCGUGGAGAGGGAUUAUAAUAGAUAAUAGAACAACCUAAUAUUCAUAUCAUAUUAUAUCAGCUGUGUAAAUAUUUGCUUCAUAUUCUGCGUUGAUUGAAACGAAUAAGGUUAUACCCUUGGGUGAAGAGCAUGUUUACUUUAUUACCUAUUUGUAGUUCACAAGCAGAACAUUGUUUAAUUUUUAAUAAAAUUGCAUUGGGAAAAAUGUUUAAACAUUUGAUUAAAAUAUGCUUUAAUGCCAAUCUGUUAAUAGCAGUUCUUGUUUUUGACCUACAGAUGGCGGUCUGCAUUUAUGUAUUAAAUUAACUGACACUCUAUCAGCAGCAGGGGGCGACAGAGUAACAAAAAAACGCACUAAAAUCUCAGAUGAGCUUUACAUUGGGGCCGUUUGAAUACAUUACUCUCAUUAUCUAUGCAAGAGCCGAAUAUUGCAAAAGAAUGUUGCUUAAUGGGAACAAAGAGACAUUUCCUAGUUUCCAUCUAAAAUUUGACAUUCUGUCUGUGGACUGAUGUAGUGAUGUUUAGAAAAGGAAGUACAGGGAGGUAAGAGGAAGGAAUUUGGGUGGCACUGUAUCCUCUAUUGCCAGACAGAUGGCAAACUGGCACAGAUAUACCAUCAGUCAUCAAGACCUGAGCUGGCACAUCCAUUCAACACAGAUCAUAUGAGACUGUUUAAAUGUGAAGUGUGUCAUUUUUAGAUGUUACUUCACUUGAACUAGGCCAGUUUAUCAAUUACGUGUGGCUUUUGGUAUUAUUUUAACAGAUAUAUAGAGAGAGAUAUUUUAAGAGGAUUAAAGUCUUUUUAAAACUUGUGUGCAUAAUCUUUAGGUCUCUUGUGACUAUCCCAUUAAUGCAGGUUUCUCAUUUAAUGAUUAGCAGAUGGAUUUGGUUUGGAUUGGACACAGAUGUUAGACUAGACCUAUUAACCGGGACAUCAUGUAUUUUAGAAAGGAUGAUGUCCCCAUUGUCCCAUAUUUAAAUUGCUGACUGUUAUGUGACAUUACAUCCCAGAAGAACUAAAAAGUCAUUUUGCACUGAUAUGCAAAUGACAUACAGCAUUAGCACCUUGGGGCUGUCCUGCAGUGGUCUGUUAAGUUAAACACUUCAUAGGGACUAGUUGAAACAAGUUCAUAUUCUUCCAUAGCGAGAGGCAAGCUUAUGAUAUUGCCAUUCUCAGAACACUGAGAAAGUUAGGACAUUAUAUAAUAUUUCCAUUAUUUUCAUAUGUGAGAUUAUCUGAGGCCUUUUCCUGAUAGUUGCUAUAAAUCAAAGCAUAUUAGAAAAGUAAACAUCUGAAAUUCUGUGGCAAAUAUUGCCCAGGCCAAGCCCUAAGAUAAAGAGACUAAAAAUGCCUGGCAGGCUCUCCUUUGUAACCAAAUUACAGGCAAAGCAAUCAGCAUUUCAUUUGACUGCUCCCGGUUUCUAAUUCGUGGGAAAGAGUUUGCUCGUACUUUGAGGUGAAACACUUGAGCACUUUUUGUUUCAAACAAAGUCAUGCACACAAAACAAAUAAAUCCUCG
Messenger RNA from Xyrauchen texanus (razorback sucker), 2391 nucleotides. Its product is annotated as troponin I, slow skeletal muscle-like. Gene Ontology annotation, biological process: muscle contraction. The record is from RefSeq and is a predicted model, not a curated record. The transcript is spliced from 5 exons. Gene Ontology annotation, cellular component: troponin complex. Lineage: Eukaryota; Metazoa; Chordata; Actinopteri; Cypriniformes; Catostomidae. Bases 26 to 646 code for a protein of 206 amino acids.